Molecule: messenger RNA, 4111 nt
Organism: Gadus macrocephalus (Pacific cod)
Lineage: Eukaryota; Metazoa; Chordata; Actinopteri; Gadiformes; Gadidae
Exons: 14
Coding region: 163-3504 (1113 amino acids)
Biological process (GO): positive regulation of transcription elongation by RNA polymerase II; snRNA transcription by RNA polymerase II
Cellular component (GO): membrane; transcription elongation factor complex
Molecular function (GO): cis-regulatory region sequence-specific DNA binding
Source: RefSeq, a predicted model, not a curated record
UGCGUUAGUCCAGUACAGAGGGCAGCCAUUUUACACACCAGCCUCUGUGUCCACUCCCAGACAAGGACACACACACACACACACACCAACAAACACACUCCCAAGUUCUACAGCUGUCAUGGACCAGGAAAGAGUCAGGGGCUGGGCUCUACCCUACCAAGCAUGAGAAGCUGGAGCCAGCGAUUCAAGAAAGGAGUCGGUGAGAACAUGGCUGAGUAUUCGUCCAGGCCUGGCAAUGCACCUACCCCCGUUUGGGUGUCACACACGCCCACCCCGGACCACCUAUCAGACGUGGUCGAGGACGACCCUGCAGACUCCUCUGAAUACACAUCCAGCACUCCGGAUAAAAACAUGAAAGACAGACUCAGAUCCCUGCUUCCCAAGACCCUGGGGAGAUCCAUCCGGAGUUGGACGAAGGGGCGUGAGGAUGUGAGCUCCGGCGGGGAAGAGAUCCCCCCGGACGGCACCAGGGUGAGCCCCCCCGUGAGCCCCCUGAUGGAGCGCAGGCUCUGGGACGGCCAGGGGGACGAGGGCGCCGGCUCUCUGGCCGCCUCCAGCCAGGGGUCCUACAAGCCCUUGCUGCGGGACAACAGGGACCUGUACGCCGGCGAGGAGUCCGUCCUCACCAGCAUCCACCCGGCCGAAUACUACGCCGAGAAGGUGGAGUUGUACAAGCUCAAGUACUCCUACCUCAAGUCGUGGCCCGGGCUGCUGCGGCUGCUGGCCGGCAUGGAGCUGCUGUUCGGGGGCAUGGUGCUCGCCUGCGUCAUCGCCUACGUCCAGAAGGACGGCGAGUGGGACGACUCCUACGGCAAGCCCAACGGUUACUACAACAACGGCCAGGGUCUGUCGGGGUACUCCUACGGGGGGCCCAUGACCCCCUUCGUCCUGGCCGUGGCCGGCCUGUCCUGGGUGGUGACGCUGAUCCUGCUGGUGCUGGGCAUGACCAUGUACUACCGCGCCAUCCUGCUGGACUCGGCCUGGUGGCCGCUGACCGAGGCCCUGGUCAACGUGGCGCUGUUCCUGCUCUACAUGGCGGGCGGCAUCGUGUACGUCAACGACCUGAACCGCGGCGGGCUGUGCCACAUGACGGUGGGACUCAGCCCCGUCGUGGCCAACCUGUGCCGGGUGGACGGCGGGCAGAUGGCGGGCACCACCUUCAUCUUCAUCGUCAUGCUGAUGUACCUGGUGGGCUUCAUGGUGGCGCUGAAGAUGUGGCGCCACGAGGCCACGCGGCGCGAGCUGGAGAGCUUCAGGCUGGAGGAAGAACAUCCUGAAACCGUCCCAAUGUCUAAAAAGAAACCAAAGAAGAUCUCCUUUAAAGAUGAUGCAGGUUACACCAGCAAGAAACCACACUCACAGGACUACCACACCCCGAACUACAGCACGCCCAUCAAGGCCGACUACGGCACGAAGUACCCGGAGAUCACCUCGGCUGAGGAGCGGGAGAGAUACAAGGCCGUGUUCAACGACCAGUACCCGGAGUACAAGGACCUCCACAGAGACAUCACUCACACCUUGCAGAAGUUUCAGGAGCUGGACGACAUGAUGGACGGCCUCCUCAGGAACAACAGCAGACGAGACGAACAGGAGAGAAUUCAAAGAAUGUUGCUCACAUAUGAAGAGAAGAAGAAGGACCCUGCUUUCCUGGAGAAGAGGGAACGCUACAGGUCCAUGAAAGACAAGCUGAGCCACAUCAAGAACAGGAUUCGAACCUUCGACACCAUGGAGAGCCGUGGCAUGACGACGAGGCCUUUCCUUCCUCCGUCCCCCGGCCGGCGUCGUAUCCAUGACCACCGGGCCACCAUGUACGAGCCCCAGCAGUACGACAGCCCACCGGUGUACAGCCCCCCGUACAGCGCCUCCCUCAGCCUCUACCCCCCUCGGAGCGUCCAUUCCCCCCGCAGCGGGCAUGCCCCGCACCCCUCCCAGGGGCGGCCCCGGGGCCCGCAGCCGCCCCCCGGCUCCUACUACAUGGACGAGCAGGGCGGGGACCACCGGCCCCAGGACUUCCACCGCUGGUUCUCCCCGCCCGGCUUCGUCAAGACCUUCCAGGCCGCCACGGUGAUCAUGUGCUUCGUGAUCUUCGCCUGCGUGGCGUCCACCCUGGUGUGGGACAUGCAGGGCCUGGGCUACGGCAGCGGCGGCGGCGGCGGCUACGGCGCGGGGAUGGGAGGGGGCGGGGCGGCGAGCGGCGUGGGCUCUGGGUACUACGGCGGCAGCUACGGCUACGCCAAUAACUACAUGACGCCGUACUCGGCCAAGUCGGCCAUGAUCUCCAUGGCAGCCAUCAACUUCCUGGUGGCCCUGGGCUUCCUGGUGGGCAGCUUCUCGCGGUCGCGCGCCACGCGGGGCCGCGGGUUCUACCUGGCCGUGUUCAUCUGCGACAUCAUCCUGGCCGUGCUACAGGGCAUCAUGGACAUCAUCUUCGUGAUCGGGGUGAACCCCAUGUCCCAGAGCUCCCAGAGCAUGCUGUACAACCCCAUGCUGAUGAUGUGUCAGAACAUCAAGGGGAGCCCCAGCAUCAGCGCCGCCGCGGGCUCGGGCUACCCAGGAGGCUUCUCCCUGUACAACCAGUACCUGCACCACUACUGCUACAUGGACCCUGAGGAGGCGGUCGCCCUGGUACUUGGUCUGAUGGUCGUGCUGGCCCUGUCUCUGUCUGCGUACUACGCCUACAAGACCCGCAGUAAGAUCUGGCGCCAUGGCAAGCCCAACAUCACCUGGGACCCCCCGCUGGUCGCCCUCCAUCCGCAGGACGUCCAGGACUGGGUGAACCAUGUGGGAGAGGGGCGGAGCACCCAGCAGGCCCCGACCGUCGUCCUAUCAGAGAGAGCCGCGCCGGACCUCCGGGCUGGGAACGUCUCCGUCGCCCACGGCAACGCAGCACUCAGCGUCUACAGCGAAGCGGGUGCUUACCUCAGCGGCAACAACACCAACAGCCGGGCCCCUGAGCCCCUGUACCAGAACGUGGGGGUCCCGGCCAGCUCCCACGGCUCGGAGGAGGAGGAGGAGGAGGAGGCCAACAGCAUCAGGAAGCCUCCCCAGUAUGAGGAGAGGGCCCGGGGCCCCGAGCGGAGCGUGAGCCCCCCUGCCCGGGACGUGGCCCCGUCCCAGUAUGAGAGCGGCUACACCCCCGGUGGGGAGACUGGGAACGAGCUGGACCAGUAUCUGAGAGAUCACCUCUACAGGUUGUACCCCGAGAUCACGUCGGAGGAGCAGAGGAAGCGCUACAAAGGGGAGUUUGACGCAGAGCUGGCCCACUACAAGAGGCUCUGCGCCGAGAUGGACGACAUCAGCGCGCAGAUCCACAAGCUGGGCCAGGAGCUUGACCGACUGCAGGAGGGCUCAAUCAAGUACCAGGGUGUCGCAGAUGAAUACAACCGAUUGAAGGACCUUAAAACCUCACCAAACUAUCAAGGAAAGAAAAAACGUACCAAAGAACUGAGUCAAAAACUCUCCCAUCUAAAGCGGCUAGUAAAGAACUUUGACCUUCACGUUUGAGGAACCGGCUACGCUCGAAGACACAGCAGCAAGCGGAAAUGAGGGUGACUGCAAAUGUUCUUUUUUGAUGGUGAACUCUGUAAAUUACUUUGGAAUUCAUCGGUUUUGCCGAAGCUCAAUAGCUUUGAUCUGUUGUGAGUUCCCAUUAUAAACCCCAUUAAUAGCAGACAUUCCAGAACGUGCCAGUGGAAACCGAAAUGCAAAUGAAAGGCAGAAACUUACUUAAUGUGUAGGAGGCCUCCCUCAAGCCUGAUACUACUGCAAAGGGUUUAGCUUUUUGGAGAAGCAGAAUAACAAAAUGCUAAGUUUAUUGGAAAAUGUAAUGUCAAAGAAAACAUGAAACUCACGAGUCUACCUCUACUGCCCUGGGCCACAUAAGUGUUUAUUUUGUGUUCUUAAUGCUUUGCAAGUGCAGAUUAAUUGAAAACACAAAGCAUGUGAUGUUUUGAAUCUUUAAUAAUGCUUUCAUACACUUAAAAUUUUAAAACUAGAGAACUAAGAACCCAAAGAUAUAGGAAAACAUUAAUUGUACAUCUUGUUUUUUUCCUCAGAGGAUUUAGAGUAAAACAAAUCAAAAUCAGAAUGCAAUAAAAGGUAUUGCCGAGAA